Messenger RNA from Leptosomus discolor (cuckoo roller), 1386 nucleotides. The record is from RefSeq and is a predicted model, not a curated record. Lineage: Eukaryota; Metazoa; Chordata; Aves; Leptosomiformes; Leptosomidae.
AACCAGCAUGAAGAUGUCAAGAAGCAGCUGCUUGACCUGCAGCUGCAGCACAACAGCUUGAAACUGGAACAUCGUAAGACACUGGAGUCCCAUAGCCAGAAAUAUGCCCAGCUGCAGCAGGAGAAGGACAGUGAAGUCACAAACUUGCAGGAUACAGUCUUUAAACUCAGAGAAGAGAGCAAGCUGCUUCGGAAGGCCCACCAGGAAGUUCACUCUCAGCUCCUUAAUGCCCAGGCCCAGAUGGAAGAGUUCAGGCAGCUCAAGGAAGCUCUACAGAAGAUGCCAAGCUUCAAAGGAGGAGGAGCUGGGAAGGGGCAGCAGCAGUUCCAGGUGCUGAAGGAGCAGCCGGUGGUGCCAGCCAACAGCCAGCUGCAGCUCGGGAGGCAGAAGGCUUAUCCCAUCCACCAGGAGAAUCGCCCUGUCGGGAACCCGCCGGCAUCGCAAGUCUCUGGGGUUCAGAAGCAGGCGGAUGGCCCAGCGCCGCAGGGCCACAACUCGUACGGUAACGACGGCCCGAAGCUGCAGGCUGACGUGCUCGCCACCCACCCAGCCCCGCGGCCAGAUGCCAAUUCGCUGCCCGAUGCCAUGCCAGCCUGGCCAGCCAGACGUGGGGAUGGCCACAUGAUCCGAUUCACCCGGACCAUGAACAGCCUACCACAUGGGAACCCGGAUGUAAAGAUGGUGAUGCGCAUCCAGGUGAAAAGCAACGAGGAAAGCCAGGCUCCUGGAUUGUCACCGUCUGAUCUGAAACAACCCUCUGCAGCAGGAAAACCUCAGAUGCCAGACCACCACCGCUCCACGGGGAGCAAACAGGUGCAGAUGCAAAGCUGGAAAGACAUCGUUAACAAAGUGAAUGCCCAGAUGGAUGAAGGACAAGCGCACAGCUACCCAAAGAGCCUUCAUUCGGAUCCCAAGCCUGGGCAAGAGGCGCAGAAAGGCAGCCCACAGCCACCCAGUCAGAAGAGAGGGGAAGAGCAUCACGGAGCUGAUCAGGAAGGCGAGAAGGAAAGGACAGAUGAUGAGGAACUCGAAAUGGAUGCAGGAGUGAUUGAGAGGGAGGAGAACUCACAUUCUCAGAAAGAGGCUGUUGUCCAGGAACCCAUGAUGCCAGAUGAUGCUGCAGAUCCUGCCCAGGAUCCCAAUAACCAAGGUGAGGACGAGUUUGAGGAAGCUGAGCUGGAGAGACCUGACUUUGAAGAGAAGGAUGCUGGCAGACCUGCCAAGCCCAGGGAAGACCCAGUGGAUGACUAUCAGGAAGAUCAGGAGCAAGAAAUUGAGGAUCAUGGAGGUGAGGUGGAUGACAAUGAUGACCUGGAACUUGUCCAAGACCAGAAAGACCACGCAGGCAUACAGGGAGCUGAUGGCAAGAAGGAUGACUACUACUGA